This is a messenger RNA of Camellia sinensis, 2853 nucleotides long. The record is from RefSeq and is a predicted model, not a curated record. NCBI's taxonomy places the organism in Eukaryota, Viridiplantae, Streptophyta, Magnoliopsida, Ericales, Theaceae.
AUGUCUGUUUCCUCACCAUUGGCAAAGUGGGAAGCUUGUUUGGUGGGUUACUUCUUAGGCAGGAGUCUUCUAUUUAACUUCAUCAAAAAUAAUGCUUUUAAUACGUGGAAGAAACUGGGUCUCUUGGACGUGCUAGUAAAUGAUGAGGGUUUUAUUUUCUUUAUUUUUGAAAAACAGGAUAGUUGUAUUAGAGUCAUCGAAGGGGGUCCAUGGUAUAUUGGAGGUAUCCUUCUGAUUUUGAAGAAAUGGCAUCGUAUGAUGAAGUUGACAAAAGAGAAGCAAGGGACAAUUCCAAUUUGGGUUAAGUUUUAUAAUAUUCCAAUGGAAUUUUGGGAUAGUGAAGGCCUCAGCAGAAUUGUGAGUGCAAUCGGUGUUCCUCUUUUCAUGGAUAACCUCACAUCUUCUGGUAAUCGAAUUUCCUUUGCUAGAGUUUGUGUUGAAAUCAAAGCCAGUUCUUUGCUACUUGACGAUUUUCAGAUUAAAUGUGAAGGGGAAACUGUGACUAUUCGAGUUGAAUAUCAAGGGGUCCCAGUUAAAUGUGAGCAUUGUGGUGUUUUUGGUCAUGAAACAAAAGUGUGUUUUUCCGCCCAGGUGUUUAAGCUCAUAUCUCUACAAAAAGCUUCUGAGCAGAACCCUAAGGAUGAGGAAGGUUGGAGUCAAGUAAAGGACAAAGGGAAAAGAAAGGUGGGGGAAGUAGCUCCAGAUCCUCUGUCUACAUCUUCUGAUUCAGUUAGUGCAAAUAUGGCAGAGGUGGGCACAGAGCAGUUUGAUACUGGUGGUGAGGAAGUACAAGAUACAACCAAUUCAACACUAGAGAAGAAUAACAAGUCUGCGAAGUCAGUUGUGGAAGUUGUGAAGGUCCAUCAUUCCUCUGGUAAAGGCUCGAGUAGCCAGAGGAGAAAGAAAAGAAGUUUUAAUGAUUCCUCUAAGCACAAAGAAGUUUUUGAUCUUAUGUAUAAAGAAAAUUUUAAAAUCAUGGGACUUGUGGAAGCUAAAGUGAAAAAAGAGAAUGAAGCUAAAAUUUUUGAGCUUGGCUUUAAACGCUGGAAAUUUUUGACAAAUUCACAAUCAGAUUGUAGGGCUAGAAUUUGGAAGAAUAUAGUUUUUUUUGCUGUGUUUGUUUAUGCUAAGAAUGAACACAUUUUGAGAUUGCCUUUGUUCCAUGACAUUACAUGUAUUCUGAAGAGUUAUGCUAGUGUUCCACAGAACUCUUCUGCCUAUUUUCUCUCUUCUGGUAUUUCUGACCAUUCCCCUGUUAUUGUCACUAUUGAUCUUAAGGAAGCUAAAUCCAAGAAGCCUUUCAAAUUCGUUGAUUUCUGGGCUUCUCACCCUGAGUUUAUCCCCAUUGUCAAUGAUUUGGACAAAGACCCUCUUAAUCAGAACCUCCAAGAGGAAGAGAGAAUUGCUUAUUCCAAGUAUGUUGAUCUGAGUAGGGUCGAGGAGAGUCUAGCUUAUCAGAAAUCUAGGGUUCAAUGGUUGGGUUUGGGCGACAGAAACUCUAAAUUCUUUUUUAGGACCAUCAAGUGUAAUGUUAAUCGUGGGAGAAUUAAUAGUGUGGUCUUGAACAAUGGUGAUCGUGUUACUAACGGUGAUGAUGUCUGUCUCACCUUUGUUAACUAUUUCUCUAACCUUUUUGGUAAACCUUUUGAUGACGAUUAUUGUGGCUUUGAUAGGAUUGACUCCCUUGUCAAAAAUAGAGUGUCGUCGAACCAUUCAAACUUCCUAGUUAGGGAAGUCACCGAUAAGGAAAUCCAUGAUGUGUUGUGGUCUACGCACUCUAAUAAAGCCCCUGGCCUUGACGGUUAUUCUGAGCUUAAUAGCACCACUAUUGCUCUUAUCCCUAAAAUUUCGAAUGCGAAUAGAGUUGGGGAUUUAAGACCUAUAUCCUGUUGCAAUACGGUGUAUAAAUGUAUAUCCAAAAUUAUUGCUAACAGGCUUAAGUCUGUCCUCCCUGAUUUGGUUGACCCUGUUCAGUCUGCAUUUGUUCAGGGGAGGAGAAUUUCUGAUAACAUUUUCAUAUCCCAAGAAUUGAUGAGAGGGUAUCAUAAAAAAUCUCCUUCCCCUAAGUGUACUAUGAAAGUUGAUAUUAUAAAGGCCUAUGACAAUGUUAGAUGGGAUAUGGUAUUUUCAAGGGGCGAGGGGGCUAAGCAAGGUGAUCCUUUAUCCCCCUACCUUUUUGUUCUUGUUAUGGAGAUUCUUGCUCGUAUUCUGGCUGAAAAAUCUGAUAACCCAUCUUUUAAAUUUCAUUGGAGAUGUAAGAAAUCUAAAAUUGUUAACUUGUGCUUUGCGGACGACCUUACGAUCUUCUGUAAAGGAGAUAUGCACUCUGUUAGCCUCAUCAAAGAGGGGUUGGAGGAAUUUAAGGCUCUAUCUGGACUUUCACCUAGUCUACAAAAGAGUCAUAUUUUCUUUUCUAGUUGUGAUACGAAGCUGAGAGAUGAGAUUUUGGAGGAUGAUACUGCCUUGAAUUGUGCUACUAAAGUCAAUGCCAUUGUUGAUAAUUACGCCUGGAGGUGGCCUUCUGUUAAUACUUUGGAGGUCAAGGAACUGAUUGCUAGCACACCCUCCUCUUUUAGUCCUAAAGUUGGAGCUGACUCUAUUAUUUGGACUCCCUCUUCUAAUGGUUGCUUGCUGUCAACAUUUCUUGAGUGUAAUGAGGUCUCAUAUUGUGGGUUGAGUGAUGUUGCGUGUUUGUUUCAAGUCUGUUGCUGGAAAGAAGGGUUACAUAAAAUGUCUGCUGGAUGUCUUUUGCCGCUGGGAACAUUUGCAGGCAGUUUGUCCUCUGGAAUUAGGAAUCUGGCAGCAAGGGGUGAUGGCUGCUCUAAGCGCCUCAAGUGUGAAGAAAUCCUUUAA